This is a messenger RNA of Bursaphelenchus xylophilus (pine wood nematode), 4447 nucleotides long. NCBI's taxonomy places the organism in Eukaryota, Metazoa, Nematoda, Chromadorea, Rhabditida, Aphelenchoididae. The record is from the annotation of a GenBank genome assembly.
AUGCUGAUGACAAAUAAGGCCACAUCAAACCAACUGCUGGUUGUGAACAUGUUAAGGUAAGUAAAAAUGGGCUCACGUCAGGAACAUGGAGUUUUUAAUUUUGUCUGGAAAAGGUUGUAGGCUUGAGAGUGAAUAGAAUUUACCGCGUGAAUGUAAUGCAUAUUAGUCACAAUGCUUUUACAAACAGUUUUAUUGGGUUAUGGUGAUUUGAUUAAGGGCCAUGUUGAACGAGAAGUAAAUUACAGUGGACUUUGAACUAAACCAUUAUAAAACUAACUUCACAGACUCUUUCUUUAAUUAAAAUGAUACCAUUUUCAAAUUAAUAUAACGUUACGGGCAUACGAAGCGAAAAUAAAACUGCACUAAACGACCAUAACACCCCAAAACGGUUAUGUUAACAUGUCAAAAGUUUGAUUAAACAGAACAACGAGAAUCCCGUAAGCUAUAAUUAUAAUUCUAAUGUUAAAAUAAUUAUAGGGUCAACAUAUCAUCUGGUUACUUUAUUCAAACAUCAACAACGCGUAUUUUGAACAUAAGGUAACAUUUUUUUCUCUAACUGCUCCCAUGGAAAUGAUUGUACUUUUAAGCCAAAAAAUAGUCCAAAUUCGGAAUUGCAUGAUUAAUUUUCUUUGUCUUAAAGACUUGCGCUUUACAGGGUGCACCAAAAUUUGUAGGUGCGAAAACAGGGAGAGUUCCAUAACUAUUGGCGGAAUACUCGCCAAGCCUUGUAAUUUGGAACAUGUAAAUUUGAGAGCUAUAUGUGUUUGCUCGAGAAAUUGUAGCUAUAAAAAGAGUAAGCAAAUUGGAACAUGGCCCUUUGAAAACGGUCAACUCUUCACCGAAACCCAUAAAUUCACUUUUUCGAAUAAAUUCCCACAUUCCUCACGUGGAACUUACCUGUUCAUUAAUGCCCACGAAGUUCUCUAAAGAAAGUCAUAAAAAUGUUCCUGAUUGUUUGCUAAUUCUAUAAGGUCAAAACCAAUCAUCUUUCAUUUUUCAACCUUAUAUUAGGUUGUUCAACAAAUAGUGAGCCUCUGUGAGAGGGGCAAAGCUUAAAGUCUCUAAAAAAGACAAGCGAUGAUCAUUAUUUGUUGGACAACCUAAUAAAUAAUAACCCAACAAUCAUACUCUUUUCCCUUAUAUAUACUAUAGUUCAAACUUUGCGCCCAAUACGCCGUUAUACACACUGCAUUUUUUGCCAGUCAAAUUUAACUAAAUUAAAGAUUAUGUCCGAAAGUGUCUGACAAUUACAUAUUUCAACACUAACGAUCUCUUUGCAUUUGGUAUUCACGGUAAACGAACUCUUAUGCAAUGGAACAGGUGCACUCCCAUUUUAUCAUUUUUUUUUCUAAUUUUAUUUCAUCGCCAUUCCCAUGUAACCUUUCAUCCCUAUCGUCGACAUGUCGACUCUACUCAAUAUAGCUGACGGGAUCUUUGUUUUUAUCUCUUUGUUAUCAAUUCUCUCGCCUCUAAUUGUACUUUAUAUCGUUAUUAUACUCCGCCGAUUUAAUUUGGACCAGUCUGAAACUUGAAAACGGUUAUAGAUAUGAACUCCAUUCCUUCAACAAGUUUGAUCACCAGUCGACUCUAUGUUCAACUGUAGCCAAAUAUUUCCUCUGCCUUGAGGCACAAGAAAAAUAUUCGAAUUUUGUAAUUUUUUCUGUCGAAAAAGUUUGGACCAGGGCAACAAAAAUUUGCAUUUCUUUAUCACUAGGUGGGGUGAAACCAUGAUAACUUGUGAAAAUAAUUGUGAUUCCCUGCUGAUACUAACGAGCAGGGAAUUCCGAGAUUAGCGCUGUGUUUAAGGCCCUGAGGGCAAUUUUUAAGAAAAUUCCCAAAAUUCCAGAAUUUUUUCGCCCUGGCGCUUGAGUAAGAAGCGUAAAUCGACUUAAAUUAGUUUCUGUGCAACCACAGUAUCGUGUACAUCUAAUUGGAUGACGUUAUAAAAUAGUUUUACAUCUAAAAUUUUUUGUUCUUGGAGGAUUUGCGACUUUGAAACUUGGGUUGGCGAUAAUAGUGAGGCCACUGCGCUCAAACAACUGCUAAAUCAUACAGUGUUUUGCUUGGGACAUAUGAGGGGCAUCCCACACUUUCCUUCUGUGUCAAAACAAUAUCCGAUUUACACGCGACAAAUGCACAAUAGACCGAACACUUUGAUAAAAAAAUUUAAGAAGAGGGUGCUUACUUAAAAGUUUUCCAAAGUGAAAAAAGAUGGUCCUAUAUGUACAUUGUACGUUUAUUCCGCUAUGAGGUGCUAGACAGACCUGAUAGAACUUAAUUUGAUGCACAUUAAAUUGUUUUUUCUCAACAUGUUUCGACUGGGCCAACGAAAACUUUUUUUAUCAAAGUCUUCGGUCUAUUGUGCAUUUGUCGCGUGUAAAUCGGAUAUUGUUUUGACACUGAAGGAAAGUGUGGGAUGCCCCUCAUAUGUCGAAAGCAAAACGCUGUAUGAUUUAGCAGUUGUUUGAGCGCAGUGGUCUCACUAUUAUCGCCAACCCAAGUUUCAAAGUCGCAAAUCCUCCAAGAACAAAAAAUUUUAGAUGUAAAACUAUUUUAUAACGUCAUCCAAUUAGAUGUACACGAUACUGUGGUUGCACAGAAACUAAUUUAAGACGAUUUACGCUUCUUACUCAAGCGCCAGGGCGAAAAAAUUCUGGAAUUUUGGGAAUUUUCUUAAAAAUUGCCCUCAGGGCCUUAAACACAGCGCUAAUCUCGGAAUUCCCUGCUCGUUAGUAUCAGCAGGGAAUCACAAUUAUUUUCACAAGUUAUCAUGGUUUCACCCCACCUAGUGAUAAACAAAUGCAAAUUUUUGUUGCCCUGGUCCAAACUUUUUCGACAGAAAAAAUUACAAAAUUCGAAUAUUUUUCUUGUGCCUCAAGGCAGAGGAAAUAUUUGGCUACAGUUGAACAUAGAGUCGACUGGUGAUCAAACUUGUUGAAGGAAUGGAGUUCAUAUCUAUAACCGUUUUCAAGUUUCAGACUGGUCCAAAUUAAAUCGGCGGAGUAUAUGCACUCUCCAUCCAAUAUGCGGGGAUAUACGAGAUUUAUUGCCAAUUUUACGGUAAGAAUCGACCGAAUAAAUGGGAAAUGGCGUAUUUUAGCUUUGGGAUUUCAUUUUUUCAUUUGUCCUCGGCGUCCUUGUCCGACCGGAACCGAUUUUUCCAUUUACUGGUGCUUCUGUCAACGGGUUGUUUCGAUAUUUUGGAGAUCCUGGAGGGAGUUGUCGGUAAGCUAAAGAAGGGGUUUUCUAGAACAGUGAUGUCCAGAUUUUGAUAUUCAAUGAUUUCUACUGAUUAGAAAUGAGUCUGUCGGGAAAAUAAUGGGCACAAAGUCGCUGCUCCGAUCAUGUCACUGAGGUAAAAAACAAUUUGAUUUGGUCGUCAUACAAUUCAUUUUCUCAACGGCGAUAUGAUCUAAUAGGAAGCGACAGAGCCCUCAUUAUUUUCCCGACAGGCUGGUAGAUGCUAAAGAAAAGAGAAAUACCUUAUUUGAUAAAAAAGAAGUUUUCAAUGAUAAAAUUUUUUCAGAUUGUUUUCCUCACAGUUGCCGGCGGACACGCUAUUCUUGCGCAAUGCAACUGCCUUGCGUAUCGCUUCGCCGUCCUUUACAGCAAAGAAUUUUUGGCGUUUGUGCUUUCGUGGAGAUCCUGGGCCAAAACGUUUGCAAUUUCCGUUGUUAUUACUGUUAUCGCUGAGAUCUACAUUGUCAAACUUCAGGUUCCACAAUCUGUAAGAAAUGAAUUUUGAACGAUAUUUUUUAACGUUUAUUUUCGUUUUUGUCUCUUGUACUUUGCACUGUGCAAAAUAAAAUUUUAUUUUUUAGCUGAUUCCCGACAGAAUCAAAAAAACCGCCGUUUCUUUUCCGCUGGCUGAGAUCCCGGUAACCAAAGACCAGGUCUUUAUGUACUGCGACGUCUCUGGUGAUCUCUCAAUGGUUACUUUAUCUUUCGUGUUAUUUGGAUUCUUCACGGCUGAGUUUGUCUCCAUCGGCUUCGUUACUUUCAUCCUCAAGGAAUUGCAAAGCAAAAAGGAUAAGUUUUCAAAACGCACAUAUCAACUGCAUCGGCAACUGACCAUCGCCUUAGGCGCGCAAGUGAGAGAAAAGUCAUAAAAAAUUUUCUUCGUAUAAGAUGUCACCUCUCACUUAAACUCUAAAAAAUCGAAUUUCAGCUACUCACUCCAAUUCUCUUCAUAUUGCUCCCCUUCCUGGCCAUCCUGUUUAUCCUCUACAUCAACGCCUAUUCCUCCAAACUACCCGGUCGCAUCAUUAUAAUUUGCUUUGAGCUUUAUGGCUUCGCGAAUUCGGCGAUUACAAUUUAUUUCAUCAAGCCUUAUCGGAGUAUUGUAAUCUACAAAAUCCGAGGUUUUCUUCGGCUGAAACGUCAUGAUAUCAUCGAGAAACGGCUGAGUGUAACUCCCGUUCAUCCAAUCGAAUCGCUAUUGAUGUAG